Lottia gigantea (owl limpet) is the source of this 807-nucleotide messenger RNA. RefSeq lists its product as hypothetical. NCBI's taxonomy places the organism in Eukaryota, Metazoa, Mollusca, Gastropoda, Lottiidae. The transcript has 5 exons. The annotation marks the transcript as partial. The record is from RefSeq and is a predicted model, not a curated record.
AAGAGUUACAUAACAAAGAUUAUAGAAGUUGAUGGUCAAGCUGUUUUGAUCACUGGCUGUGAUUCAGGAUUUGGUAAUGCAUUAGCUCGAAGAUUAGAUUCUAUGGGGUUUACAGUAUAUGCUGGUUGUUUAGAUUUAAAUAGUGAGGGCGUAGAGCGAUUAAAAGCUAGUCAUACAGGCAGACUCCAUGUCCUAGAAUUAGACGUUAGUAAUAAUGACAGUGUUCAGAAGUGUUAUGAAACUAUUUAUAAAGAUUGUUCAACUGGAGGUUUAUGGGCUCUAGUGAACAACGCUGGUAUAAAUUUUGUGGGUGAUGUGGAACUAACAACAGAAGAUAUGUAUAAACAGGUAGCUGAAGUCAAUAUGUUUGGUGUCAUUAAAAUGACCAAGAAAUUUUUACCUUUAGUGAGGAAGGCCAAAGGUAAAAUAGUCAAUACAACAUCUUCACCAUUACAUCAGUCAGCCCAGUCAGCUAUAGGUAUAACUAACUCAGCUAUUGAAGCCUUUUCUGAUACCCUCAGAUUAGAAAUGAAACAGUUUGGUGUUAAAGUCUCUAUCAUUCAACCUGGGAAUUUCUAUGGUGCUACUGGAAUGCUGGGAGAAAAAUCUGUAUCUAGAAUGAGACAAGCUUGUGAUGAUAUGUGGGAUUCAGCAACAUAUGAAGUUAAAACAUCUUACGGUGGAGAUUACGUAGAAGCCCAAUAUAAUAAAAUGUUGGCGUUAAAUAAAACAACAUGUACAACAUUAGGACCAGUUAUUGAUGCUAUGGAAGACAGUAUUAAUAAUGUUAAUCCCUCUAUAAGAUAU